GCUUUGGUGCGGACUGGACACAGUGCCUGAGACGUUUACACUGGAACAUGUGAAGGUGGGAAGAUUUUGGAAAGUAGAGAGCAUCCAACAAAUUCUGAAGAACAAUGUGGAGGAUCCCAGCGCUAUGGCUUCCGGUGCUACUACUGGCCGUUGAGGUAUGCCACUGUGAAGAUGUGGGGACCAUGCUGUCAUCCGAGGAGGUGCCCAACAUCCCUUUGUCGACCACCGUGACCCGCAGCCAGAUCCUCUCAGCUCAGUUUGAGUGCUACCUGAAGAUCAUCUAUGACCCACCACGCACUGAAGCUGGCACAUUCUGUAACCGCACGUGGGACGGCUGGCUGUGUUGGGAUGACUCUGCACCUGGCACGGCCAUGCAGCUCUGCCCUGUGUACUUCCAGGACUUUGACCCCUCGGAGAAAGCGACUAAAGUAUGCAACUCGGACGGACAGUGGUUUCGUCACCCUGAGAGCAACCGUAUUUGGUCCAAUUACACCCAGUGUCAGAUGUACACUAAGGACAAACUGACGUUUGCGUUUAGCUUGUACUACUUGGCCAUUGUGGGACAUGGAUUGUCUGUGGUAUCUCUCAUCAUCUCACUCUGCAUCUUCUCCUACUUCAAGAGUCUGAGCUGCCAGAGGAUCUCCCUCCAUAAGAACAUGUUCCUGUCCUUUAUCUUCAACUCCAUCUGCACCGUCAUCUGGCUCUCUGCUGUAGCCAACAACCAGCAGCUGGGGGCCAGCAACCCUAUUGGAUGCAAGAUUCUGACAGUCUUGAACCAGUAUACGUUUGGAUCCAACUACUUCUGGAUGCUGUGUGAGGGGAUCUACCUGCACACUCUUAUCAUCGUGGCUGUGUUUGUGGGAGAGCAGCAGCUGGGCUGGUACUAUGUCCUGGGUUGGGGCUUCCCCAUCAUUCCUGCCAUCACACAUGCUGUGGCCCGUGGGCUCUUCUAUGAUGACAGAUGCUGGAUCAGUUCUGACACACACCUGCUCUACAUCAUCCAUGGGCCUGUCCAUGCUGCCCUGCUGGUGAACCUGUUCUUCCUGCUCAAUAUAGUGCGUGUGUUGAUCACCAAGCUGCAGGUGACCCACAGUGCAGAGUCUAAUGCCUAUAUGAAGGUGGUGAGAGCUACUCUCAUCCUGAUCCCUCUGCUGGGAGCCCAGUUCAUCCUGGUUCCCUGGAGGCCAGAGGGACGUAAGGCCAGGGCCAUCUACGAGUUCAUCAUGAACAUUUUUGCACAUUUCCAGGGACUGCUGGUCGCAAUUAUAUUCUGCUUUUACAAUGCAGAGGUGCAGGCAUGUCUUAGGAGGAAAUGGUUACAGACUAAGCUGGUGUGGAAAUGGACAGAUUCCUACUCCCACUACCACACCAACUCCUCUGUGACCGAGACGAGUCGUGCUACAGUUAGCCUGGAGCUCACCGCUCCUGAGGGGAACACCAUCAUUAAGCCAGGUGGUAGUGUGCACUACCGAGCCAAUGGACAGAGCAACGGCAAACGCUGCACCAACGGGGAGAUGGACACGCCCAGGAUCCUGGAGACCACGGACAUCUGAUAGCACAGCACUGUCACUUCCCAUAGGCACCAUCACAUGAUGCUGUGACAAACAGGCUCACUAAACUCACAGAUUGGCCGCAGACAAUUGAUCAAUGCAGAAAAUGGGGUGCCAUGACCUUUUGUGUUAUUGUAAAUGUUGGAUCACACACGUGGUAAGAAUAUACACACACAAAUGUGUACAAGAUACACAAGAUACACAUGCAAACACAGACAAAAACACAUAUACAGACAUCUGAUAAUGAAUGAGCAGCUUACAGGGUCCAGUUGAAACCUUACAGACAAUUAUUUGCCACCAGAUGUAUAUACAUUUCAUGGUAGCUUUUCAUUGUUGCUGACUUUGGCCUUAGGCACGAGAUAUUAUGGAACAAUCCCAGUGAUAACAUGACCCAAUAAAGAGGGUUAUCUCUGGCAAUGUUUAUUGGCCUUCAGUGCCAAUCAGUGUCUGAUGUAAUCAAUUCCUGUGGGCCUAUUGGACAGUAUAUACAGUGGCAAGAAAGUAUGUGAACCCUAUACGUUUGUCUUUAUUUUACACACUGUGUAAACAUUCACAGUGCAGGGUGGGAAAAGUAU
Messenger RNA from Salvelinus namaycush (lake trout), 2125 nucleotides. Its product is annotated as calcitonin gene-related peptide type 1 receptor-like. NCBI's taxonomy places the organism in Eukaryota, Metazoa, Chordata, Actinopteri, Salmoniformes, Salmonidae. Bases 105 to 1553 code for a protein of 482 amino acids. The transcript has 13 exons. Gene Ontology annotation, cellular component: plasma membrane. Gene Ontology annotation, molecular function: adrenomedullin receptor activity; calcitonin gene-related peptide receptor activity; calcitonin receptor activity. The record is from RefSeq and is a predicted model, not a curated record. Gene Ontology annotation, biological process: adenylate cyclase-activating G protein-coupled receptor signaling pathway; angiogenesis; cell surface receptor signaling pathway.